Messenger RNA from Ostrea edulis (European flat oyster), 2002 nucleotides. RefSeq lists its product as uncharacterized. NCBI's taxonomy places the organism in Eukaryota, Metazoa, Mollusca, Bivalvia, Ostreida, Ostreidae. The record is from RefSeq and is a predicted model, not a curated record. Bases 226 to 1974 code for a protein of 582 amino acids. The transcript has 4 exons.
AAACAAGCAAACAUAGAACGUUUCCAAGUUAAUGAAUGGAAAAAGAUGAAAUGUGGAAGUAAUCUUUAUCAAUUCUACUCUUUACAUCUCUGAGUCGUCUUUGUUUUGUAUUCCAUUCAGAUUCUAUGCAUGUACUAUGUAUAAUGUACUACAGCCUUGACUUACCGAGUCCGAUAUAUAUAGAUAAGCAUUUCUGCGACCCAUUAAUCACACGCCAAUGUCAACAUGAAGUGUGCUUUUUGUAUAGCCGUGUUCCUCUUGUCUGUGCAUGCUGUAUCUGGCACCCCUUCCACUCCAGUUUAUCCAGUCACGGCCGCGUUGUUUGAGGACAGAUUCUCCCUUUCCGAAUGGAAUAACACUAUAGACCUUUUCAAGGAAAUUGGGGGAGAUACGAUUUGGAAGAAAGCACCACGGAUGGUCCGCCGCUCGAUAAAGGACUUGCAGCACGAUCCUGUGUUCAAGAACUGUGCGGAUAACGGAAAAGAUUGUUUCACGCAGGCGCAACAAGAACUAACAAGCAAGGGUCUGAAGAUUUUGUCUUUUGCAAGUUACCAGAACGAAGAGGCUUACGUAGGCGCAUUACGAUGCCCGCAGUAUGACAAAACGAUAAAUACAACUGGUCAUACUUUCUUCAGAGUGGUGUUACCUGCAGACAAAGAAAGCUUCCUUUGCAACAUGUCUCGGGGAGAAAAUGUAGUCGUCCUAUUCACUUCUUUGUCGGGACCCGAUCCAAAUAAACUUUUACUGGAGAGUGCUGCUCUACGGAACGUCUCUGUGUAUUUUGGGAUACCUCGCAUGCCUAGGGUGUCUGAUGAAAAGGUCGACACUGAAUUAAUAAAGGCAUAUUAUGGAUGGGUCGGUAGAGUCCUAAUGGAUCAUAAAAGUAGAUACGGUUCUAUGAGCUUUCGAGAUUACACUACCACCAUCCAACAUGGAAGACCUACAGCGAAAGAAAUUCUUUACAAUUCAGUUGCGGGAUACUAUAUUUCUGAUGAGGUUAGUCUUGGAAACCCAAAUAGGACAAAAAGCAUCCUUUCUGCAUACAACGAAUUGUCUUCAUUGAUCAGAAACGUUGUCAAAAAGAAAACAGCAAUCGCUCCAUCUGUGGACUUGACGAAAUUUGGAUCAAACAAAACCAUAGACGACCAUGUACAAGGCCUAAGACUUCUUGCAAAGACUUCCGUCAAUGUAAUUGCUGUUAACGAAGGACGGGGUUACGGAAAGGCCCCGUACUACUGGCCGACACAAGAAGAACUACCCGUGUCUCAGAUCGAUCCCAUAUUAAACAGAAUCUUGAUUCGAAUAAACCCAAAAUGGAAGGACAAUGGCACAUUUCGAGAUGGGUUUACGGGAAGUGUUCACGAGCUGUUUCGCGCCCUAGGGAACGAGACAUCAGUCCUCAACCAAAAGGACCCAAAAUUUGAACUCUGGUUGGGUUUGGAUGCUUUUGACGACAUUGAUGAUGAUCCAUGUGUUUCCGAACAGAAAAAAUAUAACGCUAUGGACACAAUAGACAAGUCUAGAACGGACCUUGCACUAACACAUGCGGGGUUUACUGUGCAUAAAGUAGUGGCGUUUUCAUGGGACCCCUAUUUCACUUGCACCACGAGAAAAUCUAACAAUUCUCUGGCAGAAGCUAUCCAGAAUGACCAUGGUCGUCCGAUAAUGGUGGACUGUCGCUUCCACUCGUCCUUUAACCGUUCUGUAGUCAUACUUGGGAUCAACCUCUUGGCUUUGCAACAGGGCUUCAAUAUUGAUUGGCCAGACAGGGAUGGAAACCGCCACUCCUCUAACGUGUAUGGUUACUACUUUGAAUCGGAUUACGGACUGGAGCACGGGCUGAUCCCCACCAUGAUAUACACACAGACGUAUGACCCCUACAACGUCAUUGACCUUGCAGACAAAGGUCAUGUUGUUGUAAAGGCUGGAGGAGCACACAAUAAUUGCAUAUUCGAGUUCGAUUUCACACAGUAGUCUAUAAAUACAGAUCCGGAUUACUAAA